AUGCUUCCCAAGAAUGUGACCUGUCCAAAUAACACGCACAUUGGUAACCAUAGUUACAACUGUACAGAUGGAGGUCUUGGAAUGACUGCAAAUGAAUAUAAUUUAUUAUAUGCCAUCUAUGCAUGGACAAAUGCUGUUGUUGUGGUAGGGGCUGGCUUUCUAAUUGAUAAAGUUGGAAAUAAGAUUGGCCUAUUUUUAUUCUCUGGUUUAUGUCUGUUGGGUUCAUCGCUGUUCGCUUUAGGUGCUCAUUUUGCCGGCACUAGUGCACUAUUGCCGAUCAUGUUGGUUGGUCGCCUGCUGUUCGGUUCCGGCAAUGGCUCAUUAACAAUUGUACAGAAUCGUAUCACAGCUUACUGGUUCAGGAAUAAGGAGUUGGCAUUCGCAUUUGGAAUUACACUUACUUUUUCAAGAUUAGGUAGUGUUUUAAAUUUUUUUCUUACAAGUAACUUUGAGCAUAAAUAUGGUUUGAGCUGGACACUGUGGGGUGGUGCAAUGCUGUGUGGCGUAGGAUUUAUAUCUGCCUUGAUUCUCAGCUUCUUGGAUAUUGUAGGAGUUAAACAACUAGGGCAGGAAGCAGAAGUUUCAGCUCAAUCCAAAAAAUUACGAGUACGAGAUAUCAAAUACUUUUCACUACAGUUUUGGUUGUUAGCACUUAGUAUAAUGUUCUUCUACAAUGGUGUGUUUCCAUUUGUUGCUGAUGCUAGUAAAUUUAUCAGUAAUAAAUAUGAUUUUGAUGACAAUAUAUCAUCUUACAUUGCUGGAUCUGUCUAUGAUGUGUCAUUGGUUUUAUCAGCUUUUCUUGGCUUAGGAAUAGAGAGACUUCUCACACGAUGGAAAUAUGUUAUGAUAUUCUUACUGGCAAACACAAUAGCAUGUGUUGUUACAACUGGUUUUCUUAAUAUCAUUGACAAGAAAAGGGGUGGAGUUCUGAACAUGAGUCGUAAAGAGAAAGAAGCAGCGAGUCAUACUCAGAAUAUAAACGUCAAGUCGCCUGUGGAAAAUGGUGACGAUGCGGAACCAAAGGAAACGGAUAGAUUACUGCCACCCAAAGAAGAAGGUUCAAUCAACUAG
Saccoglossus kowalevskii is the source of this 1071-nucleotide messenger RNA. RefSeq names its product lysosomal dipeptide transporter MFSD1-like. Gene Ontology annotation, biological process: transmembrane transport. NCBI's taxonomy places the organism in Eukaryota, Metazoa, Hemichordata, Enteropneusta, Harrimaniidae. The record is from RefSeq and is a predicted model, not a curated record. Gene Ontology annotation, molecular function: transmembrane transporter activity.